AUGUUCAAGAAGAAGCCUACUAUCAAAAACCUCUCUCCGCUACGGUCUUCAGAUCGGAGGAAGAUUGCGGACCAAAUUAUCAAAGACUACCAGAUCACUAUCCCUGCAGCUACAACCGAAACACCCGCCGACGGAGCGACUGCGCCGACCCUCGCAUCAAUUCGGAAUGCCCUCCUUCCAGAGAAUGCCUUGACUGCUCGUUUCACAACGACAGCAGGUCCUGACCUACGUGAGCUUCAAGGCAUUGUGUACGUUGGCGCACAUCCGGAUGGAGACGAACGAGUGCUUUGGUUCAAGGUUGAACAUGGGCCCGGAUCGGACAAGCGUCUAUACCCCACGGUCUAUACCCUGUGGCACAACCCAAAUUUUGUGCCUCUGCUUUAUACACCGGAAAUGGUUAUGCGGAAGCUACAUGGCGGCGCAGACCUUAUGACUCCUGGUUUAGCAAAUGAGCCGCCAUUCCCCGAACGCGCUGUCAAGGGAGCGGUGGUUGCCGUGGCAGGGCUUGACAGACAUACGGUCCCUCUGUUUGUUGGCGUUUGCGAGAUUGAUGUCUCUGCAUUGGGAGAGGUCCAGGGUACGAAGGGUCGUGCUGUUCGGGGUCUCCAUUGGGAAGGAGAUGAGCUGUGGGCCUGGAGCUCUUCCUCUCGGCCUGGUCGGCCAGCCCCUGAGUAUCUGAAGGGCUGGGAUGAAGAGGAAGAUGAGACUGAAGAGGUAUCGGAAGCCGUUGGGGGACUUAACCUCGAGGAGAAGAGUGAUGAAGUCAACGAGGUUUCAGAUGAACCUCCCGUGGCGAAAGAAGAAGAGCCCGUCGAGCAGGAAAAAGAGCCCACAACGAAGGAAAUUGAUGAUGCAUUUUUCAAUGCUUUCAUCUAUGCCAUCUACAAACUCAAACAGGAUAACCCGUCAGCCCCCAAUUAUGGUCUCACAUUCCCUGUUUCGCCUUCAACCCUGAUCGCCAACCUCGUUACCCCUUAUCUUCCCAUCUUCUCUGCACAACAAGUGCAAUACUACAACGUCAAAAAGACCAGCUGGAAGAAUGUCAAGAAAUUCAUCAAACACCUCGAUAAGAUGCAACUGGUCAAAUCCAAAGACCGCAGCGGCCAGGAGACAUACAUCCUGGAUAUCGACUUUGGUGACCGCCGUGUUGAGCAAUUCGUCCCCUACAAGUUACCAUCGAAGAAUGCCCUCGAGGCUACCAACAAAUCAUCAACCUCGGAAGCCAAGAAGCCCACUACAACAGACGACGCCGAUCACACCGUGGGACAGACCCUGAAUGUGCAAACUCUCUACCGACCAACACAAAAACUAACCCCAGACAUAUUCCCAUCAUCCUCAUCAAGUAACCCCAAAAACUACUACAAAUACGCCGAAGUCUCCAGCUGUCUCGACCAAUACCUCCAAUCCCAAAGCCUCAUCUCCCCCGAAAACCGCCGCAUCAUCACUCUCAACCCCUUCCUCGCAAACACCAUUUUUACCUCCCCAUCCCCAGAAGACCAAGGCACCCUCAAACGCGGCAAAGUCACCCGCGACGGCCUGCUCAAGCGUAUCAUAGAAGACCACACCUUCUUACAACCUCACUACGCCAUCCUCAAGCCAGGCCAGACCUUGGCAGACGUUAAGCCCAAGGCUGGCGCUAUCCCCAAAGCCCUGGUAACGCUUGAGAAGCGCACGGGAUCCAAGACUGUCACUAAAGUGACUAAUUUGGAGAUCUUUGGGAUUGUCCCGAGCUUGUUGGCGGAGGAGUUGCAGAAGAAGUGUGCUAGUAGUACGAGUGUCACGCAGGCUGUUGGGGCGCCGAAGGGGGUCAUGGAGGUUUUGGUGCAAGGGGAUCAGCGGAAAGUUGUGGAUGCUGCUCUUGCACGUCGUGGGUUGAAGAGUCAGUGGGUGGAGGUGGUGGAUAAGACUAAGAAGAAGAAGUAG
This is a messenger RNA of Penicillium daleae, 1923 nucleotides long. Its product is annotated as putative RNA binding protein Ligatin/Tma64. Gene Ontology annotation, molecular function: translation initiation factor activity. The transcript has 3 exons. The record is from RefSeq and is a predicted model, not a curated record. Gene Ontology annotation, biological process: formation of translation preinitiation complex; translational initiation. Bases 1 to 1923 code for a protein of 640 amino acids. Lineage: Eukaryota; Fungi; Ascomycota; Eurotiomycetes; Eurotiales; Aspergillaceae.